This is a messenger RNA of Scatophagus argus, 2330 nucleotides long. It is a transcript of the gene rec8b, whose product is annotated as REC8 meiotic recombination protein b. Gene Ontology annotation, biological process: mitotic sister chromatid cohesion; replication-born double-strand break repair via sister chromatid exchange; synaptonemal complex assembly. Gene Ontology annotation, cellular component: synaptonemal complex; cohesin complex. Gene Ontology annotation, molecular function: protein binding; chromatin binding. The record is from RefSeq and is a predicted model, not a curated record. Bases 166 to 1926 code for a protein of 586 amino acids. Lineage: Eukaryota; Metazoa; Chordata; Actinopteri; Scatophagidae. The transcript is spliced from 18 exons.
GCAUGAAUGCAUCCUUGUUUACUUUCAAUGUGAUGAAUCUGGCAACCUGAUUGGUCAAUGUGAUUCAUCGCGGGAAAACUGGUUCGCGUUAUUAACCUUUUAUUAUUUUAAUCCCUCAUUUUUAACCAUUUUCCUCAACAUAUUUGCUAUAUAUAGAAGCAGAAAAUGUUUUACUAUCCAAAUGUACUCCAUCGCCAUACUGGAUGUUUUUCCACAAUUUGGCUAGCAGCCACAAGAGGUAUCAGGGUCACUCGCAGAGAGCUUCUCAAAGUUAAUGUCAAGCGGACAUGCGGGGACAUUUUGGAUUAUGUGACAGCUCAGGUUCCUGCACCACAACCCAACCUACCGAAGCCUCGGUUCUCUCUCUACCUGUCAUCCCAGCUGCAGUAUGGAGUGGUUGUAGUCUACCACAGGCAGUGUGGUUUCCUUCUUGGUAAGAGGAAAAGACAAGAGGAGGUUCAACAGACCAUUGACCGCUUGCUGCGCUAUAACAGAUGCAUACGUAUCGACAUGGCUGAGUGUGACAGGGUGGCCUUGGAUGUACCUGACAGCCUGUACACGAUGCAGGAGGCCGAGGGAGCUCAGGACCCUUUCUUCGGUCUCAUGGAAUCACACCAACUGCCCAGCCCCUAUAAAAUCCACCAGCGGGUGUCGAUGACUGAAGAGGCAGGUUCACAGCACUCCCUGGUGCCCAGUCCCCACACCACACUUGACAAAGAGGGUUUCAGGUCACCUCCAGCUGCCAUCACCCUGACGGAGAAGGAGGAGUUGCUCUUCGCGGCUGCUGAGCAUUUUGAGGGGGAUGAGCUCCCUGAAGCCACAGCCAGAGAUAUCGACUUGUUGAUGGAUCAACCUGACCAGUUUCGUGGAGAGGUGGAGGAGUGGCAGGCUGAGGAGAAGACCAGGGAUCCUGAAGGAGUCAUGUCCUCUAUUGACCAGCUGAAGGAGACGGUGCUGGGAGUCGAGCGGGACAGUAUAUGGCUGCUGGAUGAGGAGUCGGGUCGGCCUGUGGAGGUUCUGGGGGCCCUUGACCUGGAGAUGACCCCAUUACAGGUUGCCAUGCUAACUCCACCCUCUGGGGCAUCUGGGAAUGAGGGAAACGGAGCAACAGAAUGUCCCCAUGAGGAGGUGGUUGCUCCUCCUCUGAGGAAGCCUGGAGGAACCCGCAGACGUCAGCUGGUCUUUGCAGACCCUGAGGUCCAGAUAUCUGACAGCGCAAUGGCAGAACAGAUCGGGAACCCGCUGGCCGAGACCCUUGACCUGUCCGAGGUGCUGCUGGACUUCUCCUCCUUGACUAAGGCUGCCACUCCUGCUCAGCUCUUCAGCUCCCCCUGUGGACCCCUGCUCCACGCCGAGCUGCAGUCACUGUGGAGGCAACAGGCAUCGCUCGCCGUCCCGUCCGAACCGAGAGGGCAGGAGGGAGAGGACGAGGAGGCGAGAGGGGAGUCAGAGCAGGACAGAGAAAUCCUGAGGACAGAGAGGAAGAGGAGACACUCAGCUGUGAGGGAGAUAUCCAGCGAGUCAGGACUGCAGCCAGCUGAGGGCUCGUCUGCGUUAGACACCAUCCUGGACAUGUCCAAAGAAGACAAAUCUGUGAGCGGCAUGAUCACUCCUGUCAGCAGAUGGUCUCCAGCUGAGGAGGCCCAGCUCCCGAUGGAGUCUAUAGCAGAGGAGAACAUCGAGAUGCCGGAGGCCCAGGCGGGCGUGGAGAGCAGGGACAUGCUGAGCUGGAUCUGCUCCAGCCUGCAGACACGUGGAGAAGUCACCUUUGGCUGUCUGGUGCCCCCGGAGGCCAACCGCGCCACUGCAGCCCUCGCGCUCCACACACUGCUGGAGCUGCUGUCUGCUGGGCAGGCGACCGCACAUCAGGCUGAACCCUACGGUGACAUCAACAUAAACCCUGCAGCACUCAGGAUGCCUGCCUGAACACACACACACACACACACACACAUACGGUUACUCACACUGCAGUCCUGUAAAGGGACAGUUCAACUUUUUAUUGAUGACUACAGUGAAUGAAUUUUAUCCUGUGAUCAAAUCAAACCAGCGUUUUAAAGAAUGUUUUUUAACCAUUUUAAUCUGGUUCUGUUCUGUUCAUGUGGUCGUAUUUUUACGUAUUUACACCCAUUGAGCUUAUUACUGUCAUGGAUUUUCACACACUGUUACGUAAGUUUUAAACAUCUGGACCAACUUGGUUUUAUUAUACAGUUUGUAUCCUGUGUUUUAUUAUUCUAGAUUUUAAAUUAAGCUUUUUAAACAGUUUGUAUCAGCUGUGCAGAUCUUUUAUCACUUUUCAUUAUUCUUAACUUAUAAUAAAACGUUUUUGCUCA